Parnassius mnemosyne (clouded apollo) is the source of this 3028-nucleotide messenger RNA. The record is from the annotation of a GenBank genome assembly. Lineage: Eukaryota; Metazoa; Arthropoda; Insecta; Lepidoptera; Papilionidae.
AUUCAUAAACGUGAACGCGAAUCGUGGAAACAUGUCUGCCGUUUGUGUUUUUUGACAUAAAUACCAACAAAACAGAAAGUUUAGCCAUCAUUGUGUUUGCAAAUACUUAGUGAUUUUCGGUGCUACGUUGGUUUUAUAAUGUGUGUGAUUGUGUUGUGAUCUUGUUCAUAUGAGGCUACUAUAUAAAACUGGUCCGAUGGAGUCUCUCAGAAAAUGGUUCUACAAACCAAAGAGAGACGACCGAUCGCUACUAGCUCAGUUCUUCUUUGCGGAUGAUGCUCUCAACAUGGUCGCGGCCGAGUUGGACUCCUUCGAUGGCCGCAAAGAUCCUGAGAGGUGCUCGACGCUCGUCAACCAGCUAAGACAUGCACAGGAUCGAGUGCUGAACAUUACGAGUCAGAUAAUGGAUCAGGUGCUGGGCGACGAGAGGGUUGCGCGUGGUUUUCGGGUCAAGUUCCCCGAGGACGUGCUGCAGGACAAUCUGGCUGGUCAGCUGUGGUUUGGUGCUGAGGUAAAUAUAAUUUGAUUAAGGUGAUACGUGACUUUCGAAAUUCUUUCGAUUAUUACAGUGCCGACGAUUUUGAAAGUCGCUAUAGAUUUUUGAAUGUUAUAGUCAUGGACACGGUUAAAGAGUAUAUAAAUCAUUAUGCAUCAUCGAUCACUAAUAAAAAGCUAGAUACACAAUCCCAUGCAAAAGAUCUCUAAAACUGUCGCCAAUUGUUUUGACGUAAUCUAGUUGAAAUAAAAUACAUUAAUGUAAAUUCAACCUUAAAUGCAUCGCCUAAAGUUGUAUUCACAAAGCUACGUACAAAUUAAACGCGCACCCAAAUGUUCGAGUGGGCGCUCAUUCGGUAAGGACAUUUUUUGUCACUGAUUGUGUAUCUAGUUUUUUAUUAGUGAUCGAUGUUAUGCGUGGAUUAUUAUUAUAUCACUACGUUUAAACACGGGACUAUGCAGAGAGUAUUCCAUUACACAAUGACAACUUUGGUGUUGACCAUUUGAACAUUUGCGGCCUUUAUAAAACACGGACUAAAUAAUAAAUAUCGUACUAUGUAGUAGGUUUAAGUAGGUUUAAAGCAUGGAUUAAAUGAAAUGUUACAAAACCUUCAAAAGAGUUAUUGCCAAGGCAAAGUCAGAGCACAUAGGCAGAAUUGGCGAGAAACUAGUUCGCCUUCCUUCGGGAACCCGUGCAUUCUGGUCUCUCGCCAAGGCUGUCCAAGGGAAUUUCUGUAAGCCAUCAUUACCAUCUCUGCACAGGGAGGAUGACUCACUGGCCCAUGACGCAAAAGACAAAGCCGACCUUUUAGGCUCCCUUUUUGCGUCCAACUCGACUCUUGAUGACGGGGGGAAAACACCGCCGACCAUCCCGCGGUGUGAGUGCUCCAUGCCGGAUGUGCUGUUCUCACAGCGCUCUGUUCGCAAAGCACUCCUCUCCCUGGACAUCCAGAAGUCGAGUGGGCCUGACGGAUUCCCCUCAAUUGUGCUGAGGACGUGUGCUCCGGAGUUGGCACCGGUCCUAACGCGUCUUUUCCGGUACUCCUACUCCCAAGGCGUAGUCCCGAAUUCAUGGAAGACAGCUUUUGUCCACCCGAUCCCUAAAAAAGGCGACCGCUCAGACCCAUCCAACUAUAGGCCUAUCGCGAUCACCUCCUUGUUCUCCAAAAUAAUGGAAUCCAUUAUUAACUGCCAGCUCAUCCGGUACCUUGAGGAUCACCAGCUGAUUAGUGACCGCCAAUACGGUUUUCGUCGGGGUCGAUCAGCUGGUGAUCUUCUGGUCUACCUGACCCAUAGAUGGGCGGAGGCAGUAGAGUCCAAGGGGGAGGCGUUGGUCGUUAGUCUGGACAUUGCGAAGGCCUUCGAUCGGGCUUGGCACAAAGCGCUUCUUUCGAAGCUCCCUUCCUAUGGGCUUCCCGAGAAAUUGUGCAAUUGGAUCACCAGCUUCCUUGCAGAUCGGAGCAUCAAGGUCGUUGUAGACGGUGCAUGCUCUGACUUCAAGCCUAUUAACGCUGGUGUUCCACAAGGCUGUGUGCUAUCACCAACGCUGUUUCUUCUGCAUAUCAAUGAUAUGUUGCUAACUGGUAACAUUCAUUGCUAUGCGGAUGACAGCACUGGUGAUGCUCUAUACACCGGCCGUGCCAAUAUUUCUCGGGAAAACGUCGCUGAGUACCGGAACAAACUUGUGUCUGAAGUCGAGUCUUUGCUGAACAAAGUCUCGGAUUGGGGGCGACUAAAUCUAGUCCAAUUUAAUCCUCAGAAGACACAAGUUUGCGCGUUUACCGCUAAAAAGAACCCCUUUGUCGUAUCUCCUCAGUUUCAAGGCACUCCCCUUCUUGCCUCAGCCAGUAUCGGUAUCCUCGGAGUCGACAUAUCGAGUGACGUGCAGUUUCGUGGUCACUUGGAAGGGAAGGCCAAAUUGGCCUCUAAAAAGCUUGGCGUGCUCAGCAGAGCGGGACAGUAUUUCAUGCCGGCACACCGCCUGCUACUUUACAAGGCGCAAGUUCGGCCUCACAUGGAAUACUGUUCCCAUCUCUGGGCAGGGGCUCCCCAGUGCCAGCUCCUUCCACUUGACCGCAUCCAACGCAGAGCGGCUCGAAUUGUCGACGACCGAGCCCUUUCCGAUCGGCUCGAUUCAUUGGCACUGCGAAGAGAUGUUGCAUCCCUUUGCAUUUUCUUUCGCAUCUACCAUGGGGAGUGCUCUGAGGAAUUGUUCGGAUUAAUCCCAGCCGCCAAAUUUCACGAACGCACAUCGCGGCAGAACUGCCGAUACCAUCCACACCAUCUGGAUGAUUGGCGGUCCACCACUGUGCGAUUUAGAAGAUGUUUUCUUCCUCGCACGACCUCCUUGUGGAAUCGAUUACCAUCAGCGAUUUUUCCGGACCGAUACGACUUAGGGACCUUCAAGAAAAGAGCGUACUCCUUUUUAAAAGGCCGGCAACGCAUCUGCGAUUCCCCUGGUGUUGCAGUUGUUCAUGGGCGGCGGUAGUCACUUACCAUCAGGUGAGCCGCAUGCUCGUUUGCCCCCUCUCCU